GACAUCUUAACCCGGGACAUAAGCGAAGAAUAUGAGAAACUCGAAAAGCUUGGAGAGGGUAGCUACGCUACAGUGUUCAAGUGCAAAUCAAAGACUGAUGGUUCUAUAGUAGCACUAAAAGAAAUAAAACUGCAAUUCCAAGAAGGUCUUCCCUUCACAGCCAUUCGAGAAGCAUCGCUUUUACGAACACUACGCCAUGCGAAUAUUGUAUGCCUUCAUGACAUAUUUCACCAACAUAAUCGAUUGACUUUCGUUUUCGAAUAUAUGAAAAUGGAUCUCAGCAAAUUUCUCGAAUGUCAUCCUACAGGUAUAGAUUGCCUACAAAUCGAGCUUUUGCUGUUUCAACUCCUUCGCGGACUAGAUUUCUGCCACAAGAAAAAGAUUUUGCACAGAGAUCUCAAACCUCAAAACCUCCUUCUCGACGAAUUUGGUGUGCUAAAACUAGCAGAUUUCGGCCUGGCCAGAGCAAAAUCGGUUCCCAGCAGGACCUAUUCUCAUGAAGUAGUUACUCUUUGGUAUCGGCCACCUGAUGUGCUUCUUGGUAGCACGGAGUACUCAACAUCACUUGAUAUGUGGAAACGAUGCAUGCAGACAAAUGCAACUAUAGAACAAUUGAAAACUCUUUUUCUAACUCCUCAUACAAACCAAAAAAUAUGCAGUUUGAAAUCCUUAACUGUUAAUUUUAACCAGCAAACAUGGCUCUUUUUUGCAUGUGAUUGAGC
This is a messenger RNA of Strongylus vulgaris, 722 nucleotides long. The record is from the annotation of a GenBank genome assembly. NCBI's taxonomy places the organism in Eukaryota, Metazoa, Nematoda, Chromadorea, Rhabditida, Strongylidae.